This is a messenger RNA of Dovyalis caffra, 1998 nucleotides long. Lineage: Eukaryota; Viridiplantae; Streptophyta; Magnoliopsida; Malpighiales; Salicaceae. The record is from the annotation of a GenBank genome assembly.
AUGACCAGUGAGCAGGUUCUCUCAGUUGAGGUAACAAAAAAUAAUGCUAGCUCCUUUCCUAUAGGUGUUAGAAUCUUGGUUGUGGAAAGUGAUCCUACAUGCCUCAGAAUUGUGUCAAAAAUGCUUCAGGUGUUUGGAUAUGAAGUGAAUCGUUUUAUCAGCACUAGUUAUGAUAUUGCUUUACCAUGUAGUUAUAACUCGUCUUUAGAAUUUAGAGUUGUACAAAGUAUAAGGAGGGGGGUGGGGGGUGGAUUGGGGGGAGUGUUGUUGUGUUGGCCUGGUAGAGUUUGCAAUCCUGUUCUCAGAUUCACAACUGCUACACGAGCCACUGAUGCGUUGCGCACUUUACGGGAGAAAGAAGAUGAAAUCAACCUUAUUCUGACAGAAACUCACUUGCCUGAUAUGAAUCAAUAUGAGAUCCUUGAGACGGUGGGACAAAUGUCUUCUUUGCCUAUUGUCGUUUUUUCAGCUGAUAACAAUGAGAGUGCCAUGUUAGGCUGCCUCUAUAAAGGGGCUGCACUUUAUCUUACAAAGCCAAUCACCAAGAACGAUGUAAAAAACCUUUGGCAGUUAACAUAUAGAAAGAAGAUAAAGACAACUGUAUCUAGCGAGGGAUCAAACAGCUUUCAUGUGGGUUCAUCGGAGGAGAAUGCUUCAAAUGUGACUGUAGGGACGCCAUCAUUCUUCAAUACCAUGGAGCAGAUUGACCAAAUGGGAAAAAGAAAGGAGCUAGGAGAGACGGACAACGAUGAAGAAGAUAAUGACAGUUUGACUGUUCCAAAGAAGACAAAGCUUGUUUGGACUAAUGAGCUGCAUAACAGAUUCUUGCAAGCUAUCAGGGUAUUAGGCAUUGAUGGAGCCCAUCCAAAGAAAAUACUUCAGCUCAUGAAUGUCCCAGGGCUAAAGAAAGAAAAUGUUUCAAGUCAUUUACAGAAAUAUCGUCUUUCCUUGAAGCGGGAACAAAAUGCAAUGCAGAAGACCAUGAUUAGAGAUUGCUAUCCUUCAUUGACUUUCAAUUUACUAGGAGGGUUCUCUCAAUACACAAACCCACAAUUCUUCAUGACAGCAUCUCAAUCAGAAUACGGAAACAAUUUCCAGAAUAAUCUCUGCAGUCCCAUGUCUAUGCAUUCCCUUGGUUCUGCACAUUCUCCUACUCAUGUGAACUCAAACUAUAGUGGCAUGUUGAUUCCUAACUAUGGGCACGUGGCUCCUCAAAGCAAACAGCUAUACUUUACUUACCCAAACACCAGUCAUACUGGAAUUAUGACUACUACUACUAGUGAGAACUUUGCAAGUUUUGGUCCGAAGGGAAAUCAUAUUGUAGAAGAACAUCUCAAUCAAGGAACCACAUUCUCCAAUGUUGGAACUCAUGGCCUAACAUUUCUGUGCAACUCUCAGCAGCAGCCACAGUUUCCACUGUCACUGCCUCAACCACUGCCAGAGAAGGAAAAUGAGUCUGACAUUCUCGAUAUGGCAACAGCUGAAGAUCGUGAGUUGUUGGCGAUGGCCAAAGAGUUCCUUGAAGAUCCCCAUAACGAUCUCUGCGAUGUAGCAGAAGGCAACGAAAGGGUUCAUUUUGUGCGCUAUGAAAAGGCAGCUGAUGCUCUAGAGCCCAUUCAGAAGAGGAAAGGAAGACUUGACCUUGUAGUCACAAAUGCCUAUGUCCCUCGGGUAGACUCAGAGAAGCUCCUUAAAGAACAUUCAGCAAUUCAAAACUGCCUAUUAUCUGUGCUUGUUUUUGUCACCAAUUUCAUUUAUCCUUCUUUCGCAGAAGAAUUUCAGAAACUUCGGCACUAUCUCUUAGGAAUGACAAAAGGCGUAUCAUCAAGAUCAAGUGAACUGUCACAGCAUCUUCAGGUGCCUCAGAAAGGAGGACCAGACCCACUAGAGCCAAGUGAGCAUAAGCACAUGGUUGACGAUUCCAAGCACAGGAAGUGGCAGAAUGUGCGCUGGACUAUAGAGUUGCGAGAAAAAUUGGGACAGCAGUCAAACAAGUAG